CUCGCGAUAGGGGACCGGUGGGGCGGGGGUGGCACCUCUUCCCUCCUCGCGUUAGUUCCGGUGGCAGAGGAGAGACAGCCGCAGUUGUCGCCACAUCUGGAAAUUUUGGCCCUUUUCUCUUCGCCUUAAAUUCGGGUGUCUUUUAUGAAUAAUCAAAAGCAGCAAAAGCCAACGCUAUCAGGCCAGCGUUUUAAAACCAGAAAAAGAGAUGAAAAAGAGAGGUUUGACCCUACUCAGUUUCAAGACUGUAUUAUUCAAGGCUUAACUGAAACUGGUACUGAUUUGGAAGCAGUAGCAAAGUUUCUUGAUGCCUCUGGAGCAAAACUUGAUUACCGCCGAUAUGCAGAAACACUCUUUGACAUUCUGGUGGCCGGGGGAAUGCUGGCCCCAGGUGGUACAUUGGCAGAUGACAUGAUGCGUACAGAUGUCUGUGUGUUCGCAGCACAAGAAGACCUAGAGACCAUGCAAGCAUUUGCUCAGGUUUUUAACAAGUUAAUCAGGCGCUACAAAUACCUGGAGAAAGGUUUUGAAGAUGAAGUAAAAAAGCUGCUGCUGUUCUUAAAGGGUUUUUCGGAGUCGGAGAGGAACAAGCUGGCCAUGUUGACUGGUGUUCUUCUGGCUAAUGGAACACUUAAUGCAUCCAUUCUUAAUAGCCUUUAUAAUGAGAAUUUGGUUAAAGAAGGGGUUUCAGCAGCUUUUGCUGUAAAGCUCUUUAAAUCAUGGAUAAAUGAAAAAGAUAUCAAUGCAGUAGCUGCAAGUCUUCGGAAAGUCAGCAUGGAUAACAGACUGAUGGAACUUUUUCCCGCCAAUAAACAAAGUGUUGAACACUUCACAAAGUACUUUACUGAGGCAGGCUUAAAAGAGCUUUCAGAGUAUGUUCGGAAUCAGCAAACCAUAGGAGCGCGUAAGGAACUCCAGAAAGAGCUUCAAGAACAGAUGUCCCGUGGUGAUCCAUUUAAGGAUAUAAUUUUGUAUGUUAAGGAGGAGAUGAAAAAAAACAACAUCCCAGAACCCGUUGUCAUUGGAAUAGUCUGGUCCAGUGUAAUGAGCACCGUGGAAUGGAACAAAAAAGAGGAGCUUGUAGCAGAGCAAGCCAUCAAGCACUUGAAGCAAUACAGCCCUCUCCUUGCUGCCUUUACUACUCAAGGUCAGUCUGAGCUGACUCUGUUACUGAAGAUUCAGGAGUAUUGCUAUGAUAACAUUCAUUUCAUGAAAGCCUUCCAGAAAAUAGUGGUGCUUUUUUACAAAGCUGAAGUCCUGAGUGAAGAGCCCAUUCUGAAGUGGUAUAAAGAUGCACACGUUGCAAAGGGGAAAAGUGUCUUCCUUGAACAAAUGAAAAAGUUUGUGGAGUGGCUCAAAAAUGCCGAAGAAGAAUCUGAGUCUGAAGCUGAAGAAGGUGACUGAAUUUUGAAACUGCACCCUCAGUAAAGCAAACAGGAGUUGUAGAUAAAAUGUCAUGUCUCAUGUGUCCUGGUUCUUACAUCUUCCUACCUCCCUAUAUCAAGCAUGAUAUAAGGGCUUUCAUAGCAAAUUUUAUUUUAACUGUUUCUAUGGUUACUGGAAAUGUUGGGUUUAGUUUCUAAAACCAUGUUUUAAGUAGCUACAGGAGCUAUAGAUUUGAAUCUAAUGUUGCAUUAGUCUUUUCAGUUAUCUUCUACCUCCUGUAUUUUCUACUGUAAUAAUGUAAUUUAAGGCCUUCCACAAUGAACAGUUCACUUUUUUCCUGGGUUUUCUAUAUAAACAGUUUUCAAGAUAUGAUUUGGUUAAAAAUAAUUUGUUAUAAAAAUUCUGUUUGCAAAUUAAACUGUAAAAGUAUCCAAAGUCUCAAAAA
Messenger RNA from Pteronotus mesoamericanus, 1831 nucleotides. RefSeq names its product basic leucine zipper and W2 domains 1 (gene BZW1). Gene Ontology annotation, molecular function: protein binding. The record is from RefSeq and is a predicted model, not a curated record. Bases 145 to 1404 code for a protein of 419 amino acids. Gene Ontology annotation, cellular component: cytoplasm; membrane. The transcript is spliced from 12 exons. NCBI's taxonomy places the organism in Eukaryota, Metazoa, Chordata, Mammalia, Chiroptera, Mormoopidae.